Pestalotiopsis fici W106-1 is the source of this 966-nucleotide messenger RNA. RefSeq lists its product as uncharacterized. The transcript has 2 exons. Lineage: Eukaryota; Fungi; Ascomycota; Sordariomycetes; Amphisphaeriales; Sporocadaceae. The record is from RefSeq and is a predicted model, not a curated record. The coding region runs from base 1 to 966 and encodes 321 amino acids.
AUGUCGACAUCGUCAUCUCAAGCUCUAUCCACCCUUCAGGGCAUCGAGGCAUUCAGACUCGAACGGGAGGCGCGCGACCCAGGCAACUUCACAACGGAAAAUAUCAUUGCGGAUUAUGACUCGCUCACUGCUCCAGGAGACUCCCAAGAAUACUUUCAUGUCACAACUGACGAUACGACCUGGAAAAGGUUUGCCAUUAUGAGGCGCCAUGGCAGGGACAAGACCGCAGUACACAGAUACGACGUCAGUGUGGACAAGAGAAUUUAUGUCGUAAGAGAUGCCUAUUUUCAGCAGGGCGAGACGAUGGGCGCUCCAAGAUACACGGAGAUGCGGCUGUACAACAUGAUAAUUGUCAACUACAUAGCUGCGGGCGGGGAUCCAACCCAACUCCGCCAAAUCCUGGUCGCCGACAUCACGCACGACCAAGCCAUCCGAGCAAUACGUCGUCAGCGUUACGACAUCUGCAAGAAACAUCCCGAGCGACACGAUUGGCCCGUGGUCAUUGACAAAAUCAACACCGAGUAUGGCACCCAGCUGGGUAUAUCCAACGUGCGAUAUGCACCACUGCGAUGCGACGGAGAUUGGAGCGCUGAAGGCACUCAAAUGGUUCACAUGAAUGUCGCGCUUUACGAUGAAGGCGCGUGGUAUGCCGCCGAGGCACAGCAAGCACAGCAAGUUGCAAGCACUCCGGACAACUCGCAAGCCUACAACGAUCCAGCAGCCUAUCAGAGUUCAACGGCAUAUGCAGUCAAUACACAAGUUGUUCCGUAUGGUGGUGCUCCUCAAAGCGCUCAGAAUCCAGCAGCUUAUACGGCCAGCACAGAAGUCGUCCCGUACGGUGCGACCCAGGGCGCUCGGAUCAGUACACAAAACUAUCAGGGUUUUCCGCAACUUCAGCAGUGGAAUUACGACCAGUCCAAUGUGCAAUACUCGCAAUGGAAUUAUCCGGAUUAUAACCAAGGCUAG